CCACAGUUUCAGAAUUCCCAGAACGAAUUAAGGGGGAAUGAUAUGGACCAUACAUACUCAAAUCAAGACAGCCCAGUAGAAUGGCAUGUCUUUUCGCAAUAAAUGCAGGUGUUUCGUUAUGAGAAUGAUCAGGUCGCUCGGUUGCAUCAAUAUCUAACAGUCCGAAAACCCUGGAAUGGCUAUGCGACGCUGUAAAUGAACGCUUCCUACAGCUCAGCGGAUUUCACGUUCAGUCUUACGUCACUGGCCUGGGAGUGAAUCAUCAUAAGAGAAUAGGAAUGCUGCGCCCGUGAACUGGACCAUCGCACUUAUUUUAAAAUAGCUCACUUUGUCAUCUUAGUCUUAUCAUGGAAGAAAUACUACGGAAGCUACAGAAGGACGCAUCUGGAAAUAAGCACAAAGCAAUUCGGGAUUCGUGCGUCUUCGCCUGUGAAACCCUUCAGAAACAAACUGGAUCAGCCACGAUUCCACCGUCUCGGCUCAGAGAAAGAUGCCUUCUCCCUCUUCAGCUGGCACUGGAGUCCAAGAACAUGAAACUGGCCCAGACUGCCCUCACAGGAAUGCAGAAAAUCCUGUGUGAGGACAGGUUUGUGGCUGUGGAGGCGGAGGCUCUGGAGAGCCAGCUGUUGAGUCAGAUGCUGGAUGCAGUGAGGGUGACCCCCAUGCUCCACGAGGAUCUGCAGGUCGAGGUCAUGAAGGUCCUUCUCUGCAUCACGUACUCCUCCACCUUUGAGAUCAACGGAGACUCCAUCCUGAGGAUUGCUGAGGUGUGUAUCGAGACGUACAUGUCCAGCUGUCACCAGCGCAGCAUAAACACGGCCGUGAGGGCCACCCUCAGCCAGAUCCUGGGGGACCUCGCCCUGCAGCUCAGACACAGACAGGGAGUGGAUGGAGAAGACCCACCAGUGCCCGCACACCAGCGCAGAGAUGUGUCUCCCACUGCACAGUCCCUGUGUGAUGACGUUGUGACUGUGAUAACCGUCUUCUGCGAGAAGCUAGAGGGGGUUGACCAUGAGAACCAGCUGCUCCAGCUGCUCUACCUAGAGUGUAUCCUGUCCAUGCUCAGCAGCUGUCCUCCCACCAUGCACCUGAACAGAGGCUUCACAGACCUGAUCUGGAAGCAACUUUGUCCGUCGUUGGUGGUGAUCAUGGGAAACCCUGUGAACGACAAGACCAUCACCUCGGCCCACGGCCACGGAGGGGGGUGUCAGGAUCCAGACCCCUCUCUAGGUGGUGUGUCUGACCAGGGCCGGGGAUCCGGCUGCUCCUCCACCACCCCGGCCAUGAUCGGCCCCGUAGUGCGGACCAUCUGCUACGUGGCUGCUGAGCUGGUGCGCCUGGUGGGCUGUGUGGAGUCCAUGAAGCCUGUUCUGCAGUCGCUGUACCACCGCAUCCUGCUCUAUCCCCCCCCACAGCACCGUGUGGAGGCCAUCAAGAUCAUGAAGGAGAUUCUGGGAAGUCCUCAGCGCUUGUUUGACCUGGCUGGUCCCUGUGUUAUAGAGCCUGAGUCUAGGAAAAGGUCAUUCUCCAAGAGGAAGUCUCACCUGGACCUGCUCAAAUUGGUGAUGGAUGGCAUGACAGAGGCCUGUAUGAAGGGGGGCAUCGAGGCCUGUUACUCCUCAGUGGCGUGUGCCUGUGCCCUCCUGGGAGCUCUGGAUGAGUUGAGUCAUGGGCGUGGCCUACAGUCAGAACAGGCCCGCAUGCUGCUGCGCCGAUUGGACGAGCUGAAAGAGGGGGCAGAAUCCACGCGGGAGUCCAUGGAGAUCAAUGAGGCGGACUUCCGCUGGCAGCGCCACGUCCUCUCGUCUGAGCACGCUCCCUCUGAGCCCUCUGCCACCUCCGCCACGGAGCGCAGCCCUGACAUCAGCAUCAGCGUCACCACAGAUACGGGCAAGACCACUCUGGAUGGGGAGCUGGGACAGACCACUCUGGAUGGGGAGCUGGGACAGACCACUCCAGAGGGGCAGGAGUGUGGUGAAGAACCCCGGCUGCCUUCGCCUUCCUCCUGCGGGCCAGACGCUGACCCUGAGCUACGCCCCUGUGUGAGGGAGCCAGGCGCCGAGCCCGGAGGACCCCCAGACGUGGUGCAGCGCAGCCACGCGCUGGUCUACCCCGACAUCACUAACUUCCUGUCCGUGGAUGCCCGGGCGCACCCUCACGGCUCGCGCUACAGCGAGAGCAACUUCAGUGUGGAUGAGGGGGAGAUGUCGCGCACUGAGUUUGAUUCAUGUGACCAGUACUCCAUGGCGGCGGAGAAGGACUCGGGCCGCUCGGAUGUGUCAGACAUGGGCUCUGAUAACUGCUCUCUGGCUGACGAGGAGCAGACACCCAGGGAUUGUCCCGGUCAUCGCUCCCUGAGGACAGCAGCCCUUUCCCUGAAGCUACUGAAGAACCAGGAGGCUGACCAGCAGAGCGCCCGGCUCUUUGUCCAGUCUCUGGCCGGCCUGCUGCCUCGCCUGCUGGGGAUGCACAGCACGACAGACGUGGACACGUCCCUGCAGAACUUCUCCUCCACAUUCUGCUCUGGCCUACAGGCGGGUGGCAUCCAUUCACCAGGCUAUGAGGGCAGUGAGAACCUGAACUGUCAGGCCCUGAUGAACGCUGACGGCCUUUACCUGGUCUCCUACUACGCCUUGCUCCUCAGCCUCAAACUCUGCUGCCAGGACUACUACCGCAGGAGGCCCAUGCCUGUACUGGUCAGCCUGAAAGAGUUUGUUCGUCUCAUCCAGAGCAGUGGGGUGCUGGUGGUGCUGUCUCAGGCCUGGAUCGAGGAGCUCUACCUCCAGGUUCUGGACAGGAACUUGCUGGGGGAGGCUGGCUACUGGGGCUCACCAGAGGAACACUCCUUACCCCUCAUCACCAUGCUAACUGACAUCGAUGGGCUGGGCAGUAGUGCCAUCGGAGGUCAGCUGAUCCGUAAGGCCAACACACAGUCCCCCUUCAGCUGUGACAAGAGUGGCAGUGACACCCUCAUGGCAGGCAUAGUGUUUGCUCGCUACAUCCUGAUGGGCUGCUGGAAGAACCUGAUGGACACCCUGUCCACCCCCCUGACGGGACGCAUGGCGGGCAGCUCCAAGGGCCUGGCCUUCAUGCUGGGGUCUGAGGGGCUGAAGGAGCAGAGCCAGAGGGAGAGAGACACCAUCUGUCUCAGCCUGGAUGGACUACGCAAGGCAGCCGGACUCAGUUGUGCUCUAGGUGUGGCUGCCAAUUGUGCCUCGGCUCUGGCCCAGAUGGCGGCAGCCUCGUGUGUGCAGGAGGAGAAGGAGGAGAGGGAGGUGGGCGAGUCUGGAGAUGCCAUCACACAAGUCAAGCAGCGUGUGGAGCAGAAGCUGGAGCAGAUGGGACGUCCUCAGGGGGUGCGGCUGCACACGGCCCAUGUGCUCUGCAUGGAGGCCAUCCUCAACGUAGGCCUGGAGAUGGGCAGCCACAACCAGGACUGCUGGCCCCACGUCUUCAGGGUGAGCGAAUAUGUCAGCUCUCUGGAGCACAGCCACUUCAGCGAUGGCAGCUCCCAGGCCACCAUGACCAUCACCCAGGCCCAGCAGGCUGUAGACCUUGGGCUGGAUUUGUGCGGCGAGCCUAGUCCGGACAGAGAUCUGGCCCUCAGCAGCCAGCCGGUCAUCCAGCCCCAGUCCAUCCAGGAGCUGCUAAGAGAGGGUAGAGGGGGGAAAGGCCUGGACCGUAGCCUGAUGACUGGGACCAGCGCAUCCAAGGCUGUCUGCACCCUAUCUACACAGGCAGACAGGUUAUUUGAGGACUCUGUCAGUAAACUGAACAUGGUUAGCCUGGUGGGUUUCCUGCACCAGCUGAGGAGAGCAUCUCAGUCCCAGCUCUUUGACUCAGUCACUGAGACAGGAGACUACUCCUUAGCCAUGCCAGGAGAGGCCAAGUCCACCAUGGACAGGCGUAGCGCCCUGCAUCUGUUCCGGCUGGGGGAGGCCAUGCUGCGGAUCGUGAGGAAUAAGACCAGACCCCUGCUGCACAUGAUGAGGGCCUGGAGCGUAGUGGCACCGCACCUGGUGGAGGCUGCCUGCCACAAAGAACGCCAUGUAUCCCAGAAGGCUGUGUCCUUCAUCCAUGAUGUUCUGAUGGAGGUGUUGACCAGCUGGGCAGAGCUUCCCCACUUCCACUUUAACGAGGCGCUCUUCAGACCCUUCGAGCACAUCAUGCAGCUGGAGCUGUGUGACGAGGACGUGCAGGACCAGGUGGUCACAUCCAUAGGGGAGCUUGUAGAGAUGUGUUCCCCUCAGAUCCAGUCUGGCUGGAGACCUCUAUUCAGUGCCCUGAGGACUGUGCAUGGGAACAAGCCAGACAUGAAAGACUACCUGAUAGGAGAAUAUUCCAUGGGGAAGUCUCAGGCGCCUGUGUUUGAUGUCUUUGAAGCGUUUAUCAACACCGACAACAUUCAGGUCUUCGCCAACGCAGCAACUGACUACAUCAUGUGCCUUAUGAAGUUUGUCAAAGGUUUAGGUAAGUCAGGAGAAGUGGACUAUAAGGAGAUUGGGGACUGUGUCAAUGCCACUGGCUACAGUUCUACAGACCUGUGCCUCCCUGCUCUGGACUACCUGAGGAAGUGCUCCCAGCUGCUUGCCAAAAUCUACAAGAUGCCUUCCAAGCCAGUGUUCCUGGGAGCCCGGCUGGCCAGCCUGCCCAUGAGGGCCCAGGAGAAGUCUGUCAGCAGUGAGGAUGGCAUGGACUGCGUCCUGGCUGAGUUUGACGAUGACACAGGCUUGAUCCAGGUUUGGAUCCUGCUGCUGGAGCAGCUGACUGCAGCGGUAUCGAACUGCCCCCGGCAGCACCAGCCCCCCACCCUGGAACUGCUGUUUGAACUUCUCAGAGCGCUCACCAACUUGCCAGGACCGGGCUUUGCCAUAUUCUCUGUGAUCCAGCUUCUUCUUCCUGUGAUGUCACUCUGGCUCCAGCGUAGCCAUGGCGACCAUGCGUACUGGGACAUAGCCGCAGCCAACUUCAAGCACGCCAUUGGGUUGUGCUGUGAGCUGGUAGUGGAGCACAUUCAAAGCUUCAUCCACUCAGAUAUUGGCUAUGAGCAUCUGAUCAACCUGAUGCUAAAGGACCUCUUCAAGCUGCUGGUGGCCUGUGUGGCUGAACCUGCUGAGACGAUCUCUAGAGUGGGCUGCUCCUGCAUCAGGUACGUGUUGGUGACGGUAGGCCCAGUCUUCACUGAGGAGAUGUGGCGACUGGCAUGCUGUGCCCUGCAGGAUGCCUUCUCUGCCACCCUGGAGCCUGUCAAGAACCUGCUGGCGUGUUUCCGUAGUGGUUCAGACAGCUUCUCUGGGGACGCCUGUGAGGUUAAGGUGGCCGCCCCAUCCCACUCCCCCUCUGCUGAGGCAGAGUACUGGAGAAUCAGAGCCAUGGCCCAGCAGGUGUUUAUGCUGGACACCCAGUGCUCCCCUAAAACCCCCAAUAACAAAGAAGGCUUUGAGCAUGCCCAGUCCUGUGUGCUCAUCAUAGAGCUCCCCUCAGACCAGCAAUCCAAUGGUCACACUCAGAAAAGGAUUCCUUUCAGAACUAUAGUGGUUAGCUUACUCUCUCAUCAAGUGUUGCUCCAGAACCUGUAUGACAUUCUGCUGGAGGAGUUUGUUAAGCACCCUGGUGAUGCUGAGACCCAGGAGAAGACCACUCCAGUAUCUGAUCCUAGACCAUCUGGUUUCCUGCGCUACAUCUCCAUGCAGAACCUGGCCAUCAUCUUCGACCUGCUGCUGGACUCCUACCGCACAGCCCGAGACUUCGACACGCGCCCGGGCCUCAAGUACCUGCUGAUGAAGGUGUCUGGGGUGUGUGGCGCUGCCAACCUGUACCGCCAGUCUGCUAUGAGCUUCAACAUCUACUUCCAGGCCCUGCUGUGUGCCACGCUCACCAACCAAGAGAGCAUCACUGCUGAGCUGGUGAAGAAGAUCCUUUACGAGGAGGACGAGGGCAGCUCCGACUCCUCCCAGCAGUGCUCCUCCGAGGACGAGGACAUCUUCGAGGAGACGGCUCAGGUGAGUCCCCCGCGGGGGAAGGAGAAGCGCCAGUGGAGGGCCACCAUCCCUUCGCUCAGCAUCCAGCCGGUCAGCAGCGCAGACUGGGCCUGGCUGGUCAAGCGGCUGCACAAGCUCUGCAUGGACCUCUGCAACAACUACAUCCAGAUGCACCUGGACCAGGAGAACUUGGUGGACGAGGCAGUGCCCGUCUUCCGGGGGGACCCCCUCUUCUUCCUGCCUUUCUUCCCCUCCACCCCCGAGACUCCCACUCCCUCCGUGGGAGGCCUGUCCGGCCGGGGAACACCCUCAGAUGACAGCGUGCGCUCCCACCUGGCAGAGACGCCGUCGGAGGACACCCACAGCCCUACUGCUGGCUACUGCAUGGACAGCCUGCCACACCUGAGAGGGGAGAGGAGAGACCCAGCGGGCCGCAAGAAGGAGUGGUGGGAGAGUGCUGGGAACAAGCUAUACACCAUCGCCACCGACAAGACCAUCACCAAGCUGAUGAUGGAGUACAAGAAGAGAAAGCAGCAGCACAACCAUACCACCUUCGUGAAGGAGACCAAGGGGGGAGAGAACAGGGGCGAGGCAGGGACGAUGAGGGGCCCAGAGUCCUCCAACCCACAGAGACCCCAGCAGCUGGUGGACCCGGGGCCCAUGAGACACUCGUUCAGUGCCGGGCCAGAGGUGCUGAGGCAGGAGAAGAUCAGACCCCGCUCCGGUUCUACAGCAAGCUCCCACAGCGUCUCCAUUAGAGACUCAGAGGCUCAGAUACAGGCAUGGACUAACAUGGUUCUGACCAUCCUGACUCAGAUCCAGCUCCUUCCAGACCCUACCUUCGUGGCCCUGCAGCCCGCCGUGUUCCCCUGCAUUAGUCAGCUGACCUGUCACGUGACUGACCUCCGUGUGCGCCAGGCAGUGCGAGAGUGGCUGAGUCGCUUAGGAAGAAUGUAUGACAUCACUAUGUGAGGAGCAGCUGCAUUUCUUACAGUGUUUGUAAAGGGGAGACUAAGGCUCAGCCAAUGAGAAUCUGCAUUGCCACUUUUAGCCGCAUUCAGUUUGAUUGUAAUUUACAGGAAGUCAUGCAGUUUAUCUUUGCUAGGUUUUGCUUUAACGCUGUCACUCCUGAAUGAAAUGGAAGUGAGCUUUUUACCAAAAAUAGAAUCGUUGUGUCUUUAAAUUAGCUGACAUAGCUAUUUAUUGUAGACCCUAAUUUAUGUUUACUACAUAUUAUUUAUAUAAAUUCUUUACAACUGCAAAUAUGCUAUUACAUUAAAAAUAUAUAUAUUUUUUAUUUAUAUUUGUGAUUUGACAUUGGAACAACUGUAUAUAAAUCAGAUAUUGUGCCAUAUGAAUAUAUUAUUUCCAGUUAGCUUUACACAUUUCAGUAGUAAAUUGGUGUACUGCACUCUGACAAGAUUCCAAUCUAUAAAUCAGGCAAAAUGAUUUACCAAGCCCAGGCCCCUCUCAGUGAAAUGGAUGAUAUUCUCUUUAGUAUUAAUUAACAUUAACACAUUUUGUUUAAGAGAGGAGAGGAGAUGAGAUGCCUUGAUGACACCAGUCAGUCACAAGGCCUUGGUGAAAGUGACCCAGUCCCCUCUAGGUAAACAGACCACGUGACCCUAAUCCAGUGAUGCAGUGGUAAAAAAAAAAUAGGUGGAUAAACUAAUUUGCUGUCGCAGGGAAAAAAGUAUGGCUCCCUAUACUUUUGGAGAACAAAAAAUCGGCAAAAGGUAGGGAAACUGUUGGGCCCAAAAUAAUUUUACUCGCGUUUACCCUCCACUACACCACUGCCCUAAUCCAUCCAUUCUUUAAUUUAGACACAUGAUAGAAUUACAGCCUUGCUAUUAUCUAAGCACGCCUGAGAUCUCACCAUAUAGGUCAAUGAGUCUUACUCAUCAAUGUCCAAUGAAAUCAGAGAGCAAAUCCCCACAUGCUGAUCCUCAUUGAGAGCGCUGUUGAUAAACAACCCAACAAAUACUGUAAGGCAGGAUUAGGUUUCGUUCAUAUACCCUCAAACCUCAACAACAGUUUGGGUUGGAGCCAUGCUCAGACCUGGCCUGUCUAGAAACGGUCAUCCUUAGAUAAUGUUAGACCCAAACAUGAUGAUUCUCCAAUCAUUACGCCUUUCCCUGACCAUACCCGGACUCCUCGCCAGCCCCUCUAUAGGAAAUGUCGGAAUUGCUAUCGUGUUGUCUGACCUCUCUGACCCUGCUCUAAUAGCUGACAUCUGCUUGGGUAUUAAUGAAAAGGGACAGAUGAUUGAACACUCAGUACAUGUAUCACUAUAAAAUAUGUUCGCCAUUGCUGUUUGUGUAAAUUUGAGCAGUCAAAGGACAGCCUUUUAUGUACCCACCCACACAAUUCUGUCUAGGAUUUUAGUAACUUUAGUGGACUAUUUAUUAGUAGAUAUAAUAUGCACCUGCUCUCAAAACAUGUUCCCUUGAGAAUCUCAUGUACAUUUGUUCCCUAAUGUUUUGAUACAGUUGACAUUUUCAUGCUGGCCUCCAAAGAUUAGUUGAAUCUCUGGUAGUAAAUGUCUGCGCUUAAAAGGUAUUAAAAAUAAAUAUAACUUAUUAGGUUUUCAGCUCUACUGUACUCUAAAAUAGGCAAGAAUUGAAAAAACAGAUCAGAAAAAAUGUAAGUUGGCCAAAUGCAUUUGUGAAUAUAGUACAUUUUUAUAUGGAAGCACUCUCAAGCUCAUUAUAGUAACACACUUUUACAAUGAAUCAAGAUGAUUUCAUAUAGAAGAAAACUGAAAAAUAAGUACAUUUAAAUGUAGAUAUCUAGAAAGAAACAUGUUAUGAUGUUAGAAUUCUGUCAUGAGAGUUAAUGUAAUAUUUUACUAUUGAAAAGUUUAGUAAUUGCUUUCAUUGCAUAAUUUAUUGAGCGUAUUCUCAUCUGGUCUCCAUUGCAGUACUGGGGGUAGAAUUUUCAGUGUCAAGUUUACUUAUUACAGUGCUUUAUAGUGUAUUUUCUUCUGACUACCUGGGACAGUCUUUUGCAUACAUACUGUUUAUUAUAGAAUGUACCUUUUUUUGUUUACUGUCUUAAUGUAAUGAUCAACUUUGGGAGGUGAAAAUGACUGUACAAUGACCAAAGACCUGCCCACUGUAUGUGUCUAGGGGCUCUAUUCAAUCUGGAUGGCUGAAGCAUUACAGAUUGGGUGAUUUAGAAAUGUAAAGGUAAUUUCCGAUUGAGCUGACAUAUACAACGUUUACCUUGAAUACAGUCUCCACUGAUGCAGGAAUAUUGCUGUUAAAAUGUAAAUUUGUAUGGUAUGUAUUAAUUUGUGGAUGCCCAUCAUCCAUUUCAUAUAUGUUACAAAUUACAAUUCGUAUGAUGUGUUAUGAAUUGCAAUUCAUACAAUGUUACAAAUUUGCAAUACGUAUGAUAUGUUACGAAUUCCAAUUUGUUGCGGUUAAAUUUAGCUAGCUGGCUAACGUUAAGGUUAGGGAAAGGGUUAGCUAACAUGCUAAGUAUUUGCAAAGUAGCUGAAAAAAUAGUAGUUGCUAAAUGCAAAAGUUGUUCAUGAUGAGAUUUGAACACGCAAUCUUUGGGUGGCUAUACGUUUGCGUUAUAUUACAACCAAACAUCCUCCUUUUGUUUUUGCCUUAGUUAACCUGUCUUAUUUAAUCAUACCAAACGAAACAUACCAACUAAAUUGAGUUUUCCCGAAAUGUAAAUGUUUUAUGUUACGUAUAGUCUGAGACCAGGCUCAUCAUGCUGUAAAGCUGAACUUCAGCAAUAAAGAUUGAAUGGAGCUCUUGAUGUAAGCUGCUGAUGAUUAUUAAGUUCCAUUCGUUCGUAUACUUUUACAGCAUCAUCUCUGGAAAUUUAGGCUGAGCAUGCAGCUUGUGAAUGUGUUAUAUAGAGGCACUAUCUUCUAACUGUUGAUCCUUUCCAAGAAACGUCUCAUCUGCCAUAGCUUCCUAUCUGCUGAUUGAGGAUGAAAAGGGAGCAGGACCCAGAAAGAGUGCGUAGGCAUAUAAGCGGCUUUGAGAGAGAAACUGUCGACUAUUCUUUAUUGUCUGAGUUGAUCAUUUGUGGGUAGAUUGUGACCCAAAUGUUUGUUCAAAGUGAUCAGUUUAUGGGAUGAUGGAUGUUGAUAUUAAAAACAAUGGAGUGUUUGUGUAUCUAACUGUCAAUAUCAUUGCUUCCUAUAACACAUUUUUACUCCUCUGCCCCAAACUGUGCUGAUGCAUUUAUUUGAAACCAUCAAUAGUCCAAUUCCAUAUGUUCUGCAGUGUGGGAGCACAUUACUGUAUGGCACAUGAAUACUGUAUGAUCAGGAUUCAAAAAAGAUUCAAGGCAAUUCCUUUGGAGCAAUUUAAACAAUAUUUGACAAAUGGUAUCUUUUGGAACCCAUAAGUCUGAUCCCAUGAGAUGGCAAUUGUUUUAAACACAGUUCAAUGUGUUUUGUUUUAGAACCAAAAGCACAUGAUUCAAUUAAAAUCACUUGACAUCAAUGGUAUUAUUAUACCUUUAUUUCGAACAAGUAACACAGACUGAGACCAAGGUCUCUUUUACAGCUGGGCCCUGUAGCUAGAGGUGUAUUGUGUAAUGCUAAAUUUAAGGCAAUUUGAGUGAGAAAGUGUCUUAAAAUGUAGAAAGGAAUGUGUGGAGCAUGCCUGAAGGUUUCUGUAACGUUUUCAUGCACUAAGACAACUGUUUUGAUAACAGAUUAAUUCUGCCAUCUUAAGUGUUUGGCCAAAUGAAAUUCAAUUAAUUGAUUAUUACAAACAUUUGGUUAAUAUAUUGUUAUUAAUAUGAAAAUGUCUUAUGAACAUUUUACUGUUCGGCAACUAAGUGUACAUAUACCGUCAAACUUCUGCCAGUUUGUAAGUUCUGUACAUUUUCCUCUGAAUGACUAUGGUCGGUAUUAUGGAUGAACUGAAUGGCACAAGCCUGGCAGGAAGAAUGUCUUGCUUAGGGCUCUAUUCAAUCCCUAUCGUGGAAGUUCUGUGUUACAGCAUGAAAUUUAAAGGCAACGUUUCAGCGUUAGUGGAGACUGCAUUCAUGGUAAACGCUGCAUAUGUCGGCUCAAUCAGGAAUUACAGUACCUUUAAAUAUCUAUCACACUAUCUGUAAUUCUUCAACGACACAGAUUUAAUAGAGCCCCAAGAGGGCCAAUAUUGUCACAGUGAUUUUUAAAAGCUUUUUUCUGCCUUUGAUAAAAAAAUAACUAUUAUAAUGUUUGUGUUUUUUCUCUGGCUGGACUCCCUUGCUGAUGUCAUUUGUCUUCAGAUUGUAUGUAUUCAUGUUUGUAUUCAUACUCAGUAUAUUUCAAAGCGCUUUUAUGUUGUGUUGUAGAAUAAACAAACAAAUUGAUUACCAAA
Molecule: messenger RNA, 11323 nt
Organism: Salvelinus fontinalis (brook trout)
Lineage: Eukaryota; Metazoa; Chordata; Actinopteri; Salmoniformes; Salmonidae
Gene: arfgef3
Product: ARFGEF family member 3
Exons: 33
Coding region: 348-6953 (2201 amino acids)
Biological process (GO): regulation of ARF protein signal transduction
Molecular function (GO): guanyl-nucleotide exchange factor activity
Source: RefSeq, a predicted model, not a curated record